Molecule: messenger RNA, 1525 nt
Organism: Lineus longissimus
Lineage: Eukaryota; Metazoa; Nemertea; Pilidiophora; Heteronemertea; Lineidae
Product: serine/threonine-protein kinase Nek8-like
Exons: 13
Coding region: 351-1415 (354 amino acids)
Biological process (GO): protein phosphorylation
Molecular function (GO): protein kinase activity; ATP binding
Source: RefSeq, a predicted model, not a curated record
CGGUGGGCGUGAUACAGUUGUGUGGGAAAGAGGAAAAGCCGCUCAAUAAAGAUACCGUCCUUGACCACGCAGGUAUUCGUGGCUUCUUCUCCAAACUCUUCAGUCUCCAUGGCAACAAGGAGGCAGCGAACCUCCGCCUCGACUUCUUGGCAUGUAACGCCGCUCAGGGACAAGAUGGCGGACAGGGCAUCGUCAAGGAGCUGGAGGCUCUGCUGGGGGUGUCGGUUGGUUUGUCUCGAGACAUUGUCGGAGCAGAGCUGGUCAAAGACCCGUCCUCAAAAAGUACGGUUGGGGAGCUCUACUUCCGUCUUGAGUGUCUCCGUGGAUGGAGUGGACAUUACCAGCAGUCGAUGGCCGGCUUUGAGAAGAUCAGAACCGUUGGGAAAGGGGCAUAUGGUGCGGCCGUCCUCUACCGGAAACGUGACGACGACUCCCUGGUCAUUCUCAAAGAAAUCAACAUGCACGACUUGAAUGCAGCAGAGAGACAACUUGCUCUUAACGAGGUGAAAGUUCUCGCCGUCUUAGACCACCCGAACAUCAUCAGUUAUUACGAUAGUUUUGAAGAAGACGGCGUCCUGAUGAUUGAAAUGGAGUAUGCAAAUGGAGGGACGCUAGCUCAAUACCUCUCUCAUAGGGACGCUCCACUGGACGAGAAGGAAAUACUAGAAAUCUUCCAACAGAUGGUGGCAGCCAUUCGUCACAUUCACGAACAUAACAUACUACACAGGGAUAUGAAAACGGCCAACAUCUUCCUGACAAAAGAGGGCGUUGUUAAAGUCGGCGACUUUGGAAUCUCAAAGAUAAUGUCAACUGCUGAUAAAGGAGCGAAUACAGUGCUGGGAACGCCUUAUUAUAUCAGCCCCGAAAUGUGCGAAGGCAAGGAGUACAAUGAUAAGUCAGACAUCUGGGCACUCGGCUGCAUUCUGUAUGAAAUGGCUUGUUUACAGAAGACGUUCGAGGGAUCAAAUCUGCCCGCCUUGGUCAAUAAAAUUAUGAAGGGCCAGUUCGCCCCAGUGAAAGGAAACUAUUCAGAAGAUUUCAAAAACCUGAUAAAGGACAUGUUAGAACAUGAGCCUGAAUACCGACCGUCUGCCAAUGAGCUCAUGUAUCGACGGUUACCAGAGAAAAUGUCUACGGCUCCUCAACAAAGGAAGAUUUAUAAGUUCACUAUGGUGAAGGAUGUAGCGCUUCUAAAAGAGAUUGUAGCCAUCAACCCUUUCUCUGAACCGUCAAAGUGGAAAGAAGUGCUUCAGAACUUUAAUUUUUAUUUCACCGGGGAGGGACAAGAAAAAAAGGAUGCAACUGAAAGAGGCAUUGUCGAUCGAUUUGCUGUUCUCCUCACAAAAUUCAAGAAGGAUGAACUUACAUCUGUCAGAGUGAAACUGUCGAGGAGGAGGAAGCAGGUGAAAACCUGAUAUUAGUCAUAAUCAGAGGCAGGCUGCAUCUGAAAGACCUCGUCCCCAAUCACGACCUCGCAUCCGACUUCAACUUCAUCGAAGUCGAAGAUCAAGAAGUGAUACCAGAA